AAGUACCGCUGAGCCGGGCAGAGCAGACAGACACAGAGCAGGGCUGGUGGAGGGAGGAAGGCUUCCUCAUGCCGCCGGGGUUUACCGGGAAUUAAAUAUCUGCCGUCCAGCGCUGCGUGAAGGACUCUGUCGGUUCUGGAAAGGAGGAAUUUAUAACUCAACAAAAAUGCAUCUUCUUGGAAUUUGGAUGCUGAUGGCGACUCUGCAGGCUGUCGUUCUGGGAGGAGACGCUGAGGGCUCGUCGAGGGAGCCGGGGUCGCUGCCAUGCGUGAGGGGCUUCACACAGGAAGAAUACAUCAUCCAAAUGGACCAGGAGCUGGCAAAGGGACAGGCUGUCUUCAACGUGAGCUUCAUGAACUGCGGUGGGGGGAAGGUGCGGCUCGAGGUCGGACAGUCGUCCGAUUUCGGGGUGAGCGAGGACGGCGCGAUCUACGCCCUGCAGCACCUCAGUGUGGCAGGAAAGGAAAAGGAAAAAGAGGUGGUGGUGGUCGUCUAUGCUCAAGACCUGCAGUCCAAACAGAUGUGGAAAACCAGAGUGCACCUUCUGCUCCGACCAGGUGGAAACAGAGCAGGACCUGAACAGGUAAAGCCCAGUGAUGCAACACUGACUCAGCGGGUACCAGAGAUCUUGUUUCCAUGGCGCAGCGUGGUUGUCAGGGGUGAUGGCACUCUAAGGCGGGUGAAGAGGGACUGGGUCAUUCCGCCUAUCAACGUCCCCGAGAACUCACGCGGACAGUUCCCCGAGGACUUAGUCAGAAUCCGCUCAGAUCGAGAUAAGAACCGGAUGCUGCGUUACAGUGUGACGGGCCCCGGGGCCGACCAGCCUCCGACCGGCAUCUUCAUCAUCAACCCCAUCUCAGGCCAGCUGUCCGUCACCAAGCCCCUGGACAGAGAGCAUAUCUCCAACUUCCACUUGAGGGCUCACGCUGUGGACCUGAAUGGGAAUCAGGUGGAGAACCCCAUCGACAUCGUCAUCAACGUCAUCGACCAGAAUGACAACAGACCAGAGUUCACACACACUAUCUUCAACGGCUCUGUACCAGAGGGAUCCAAGCCUGGGUCCUUUGUGAUGACGGUGACAGCAGUGGACAAGGAUGAUCCAAAAACAGCAAACGGGAUGCUGCGAUACAAGAUCCUAUCCCAGAAUCCCCAGAGCCCCUCCUCCAACAUGUUCACAAUUAACAACAAGACGGGUGACAUCAUCACUGUGGCAGCAGGCCUCGAUCGGGAGAAAGUCACCCAGUACACCCUCAUCAUCCAGGCUACAGACAUGGAGGGAAAUCCCACCUAUGGCCUAUCUAACACCGCCACCACAGUCAUCAGGAUCACUGAUGUCAACGACAAUCCUCCUGAAUUCACCACAGACACAUUCUUCGGAGAGGUCCAUGAGAACCGGGUCAAUGUGAUUGUGGCUAACCUGACUGUGACGGAUAAAGACCAGCCUCACACGUCAGCAUGGAGCGCCGUGUACCGCAUCAUCGCCGGAGACCCCACCGGACGCUUCUCCAUCCCCACAGACCCCACUUCUAAUGAGGGUCUGCUCACUGUGGUCAAGCCCAUAGAUUUUGAGCUGACUCGCUCUUUCAUGCUGACCGUGGAGGCAGAGAACGAGGCCAUGCUGGCCCGCGGCAUCCACUUGCCCCGCCAGUCUACGGCGACCGUCUCCGUACGAAUCCUGGACAUCAACGAGAGUCCCGAAUUCAGCCCCAACCCAAAGCCCAUUAAACUGGAAGAGGGUCUACCUGCCGGGACUCCGCUCGCCAGCUUCACUGCCCAAGACCCAGACCGCUUCAUGAGGCAAACUAUCCGGUACGCCAAGAUGUACGACCCUGCCAACUGGCUGGAGAUUGACCCGGUUAACGGUCGGAUUUCCACCAUAGCCAUCCUUGACCGAGAGUCUCCUUACGUCAAGAACAACCUCUACAACGUUACCUUUAUGGCCUCUGAUAAUGGUAUCCCACCUGCCAGCGGGACAGGCACUCUUCAGAUGACCCUGCAGGACAUAAACGACAAUGCACCACACGUCUUCCCUCCUGAGGUGGAAAUGUGCGAGAGGCCAGACCCCAACGCCAUCAACAUCACAGCCAGCGACCCUGACAUGAACCCCAACGCUGGACCCUUUGCCUUCGAACUGGCCAAUCGUCCAUUAGACGUACGCCGCAACUGGACCCUCAGUCGCCUCAGUGGCGAGUACGCCCAGCUUCGUCUGCGGAUUGGCUCCCUGGCAAGCGGAAUCUACGAGGUUCCCAUCAUGAUCACAGACUCUGGCAACCUUCCCAUGUCCAACACGUCCUACCUGCGGGUCAAGGUCUGCCAGUGUGAUCACCAUGGAGACUGUGUGGACAUGGAGCGAAUCAUCGCCGCUGGACUGGGCACCGGAGCUAUCAUCGCCAUCCUCAUCUGUAUCAUCAUACUGCUUGUGCUCGUGCUGCUGUUUGUCAUGUGGAUAAAGAGGAGAGAUAAAGAGCGUCAGGCCAAGCAGCUCCUCAUCGACCCUGAGGAUGACGUCCGAGACAACAUCCUCAAAUACGACGAGGAGGGAGGCGGAGAGGAGGACCAGGACUAUGAUCUGAGUCAGCUGCAGCAGCCUGAUGCUCUGGAGCCAGAGUGUGUGAAGGUGGGGAUCAGACGUCUGGAUGAGAGACCCCUCCAUCACGACCACCAGUACCCCAUCCGCUCUGCCGCCCCCCACCCAGGAGACAUAGGAGACUUCAUCCACGAGGGCCUGAAGGCGGCAGACAAUGACCCCACCGCCCCCCCCUACGACUCCCUGCUGGUAUUCGACUACGAGGGCAGCGGCUCCACCGCCGGCUCCCUCAGUUCCCUUCACUCCUCCUCGAGCUGCGGCGACCAGGACUACGACUACCUCGGCGACUGGGGGCCUCGCUUCCGCAAGCUGGCCGACCUGUACGGCGGGGGAGACGACUAAC
Molecule: messenger RNA, 2930 nt
Organism: Scomber japonicus (chub mackerel)
Lineage: Eukaryota; Metazoa; Chordata; Actinopteri; Scombriformes; Scombridae
Product: cadherin-2-like
Exons: 16
Coding region: 167-2929 (920 amino acids)
Biological process (GO): brain development; adherens junction organization; cell morphogenesis
Cellular component (GO): postsynaptic density; postsynaptic specialization membrane; catenin complex
Molecular function (GO): cadherin binding; calcium ion binding
Source: RefSeq, a predicted model, not a curated record